Molecule: messenger RNA, 1974 nt
Organism: Auanema sp. JU1783
Lineage: Eukaryota; Metazoa; Nematoda; Chromadorea; Rhabditida; Rhabditidae
Source: the annotation of a GenBank genome assembly
AUGCCUGAAGAUACUUCAACCAACAAAGCUAGCAAGGAUAAAAUAAUUUGUGCCAAACCUUAUGUAGGAAGCGACGAACAGAGCGGAAGUGGAAGCAGCGAAUACUUAUCUUUUAAAGUAGACCAAGAGUACAUACCCUUACAUGAACGGAUUUACAAGAAAAUCGCCGAUGGAAAGCGAUUCUUCUCCUUAGAGUUUUUCCCUCCAAAAACAGCAAAUGGAGUAGCCAACUUCUUGACUAGAAUUGAUCGUUUCAAUGAGGGUAAACCUAUGUUCAUAGAUAUUACUUGGCACAUGGGUAGUGAUCCAGCUAAUUUGGAAAAAGAAACUUCGUCUACUUCUAUUGCCGCGGCAUGUUUAGACUUCUCUAGAGCAGAAACUAUGCUUCAUAUGACCUGCGUACAAUAUCCGAAAGAAAAAACUAUAGCUCAUCUCAGACAAUGUAAGGAACUCGGCUUGAGGAAUAUCCUAGCUCUUAGAGGAGAUAUGCCAACACCGGCACCUGGAAAUGAGGAUAAAAUUCAAACUUACGAAUGGUGUGCCUUAGAUAUGAUCAAAUGGAUAAAGGAGGAGUUUGGUGACUUUUUCACGAUCUGUUGUUCUGGCUAUCCUUUGGGACAUCCUGAAGCUCCAACCUAUGAGGCUGACUUGAAAUACUUGAAAGCUAAAGUCGAUGCAGGAGCUCACUUUGUUAUAACUCAACUUUUCUUCGAAGCUGAAGUUUUCGAGAAGUUUGUAAAAGACUGCAGAGCAAUCGGUAUAACCGUCCCUAUCAUACCAGGAAUAUUGCCAAUCAUGGGUUAUGACUCUAUGAGAAGAAUAGCUACUCUUUCACAACUGACCAUCCCUGAUUCUAUAAUGCAAGAUCUCGAACCUAUUAAGCAUGAUGAUGAUGCCGUCAGGAACUACGGUACGAAGAGGGCUAUCGAAAUGUGCCAAAGAUUAUUAGACAACGGAAGUGCUCCGUCUAUUCAUUUGUACACCAUGAACAGAGAAGGAACUUGCAGAGAAAUUCUUAAAGCUAUUGGACUAUGGAAUGAGAAAAAGAACAAAAAUCUGCCAUGGGAAGCUCAUGGUGGAAACCAUCCUUUCAGAUGUAAAGAGGAUGUACGUCCAAUUUUCUGGAGUGGACGACCCAAGUCUUACAUCUACAGAACAAGAGAUUGGGAUGAGUUCCCCAAUGGACGUUGGGGUAACAGUUCUUCACCGGCCUUUGGUGAUCUUAAAGAUUAUUAUUUGUUCCAUUUAAAGGGACAAUGCCCAACAGAUGAACUUCUCAAAAUGUAUGGACAAGAGUUAAGAUCGUUCGAAGAUGUCAAGCAAGUUUUCGUAGACUUCAUCACUCAAAAACCAAACAAAAACGGAGUUACCGUUCGUUGUCUUCCUUGGUCUGAGUUGGAUUCCGGAGUUUUACCAGAAACCCAAUUGAUUUGCGAAAACUUGUUGUGGUGUAAUCAGGAGGGUAUUCUCACUAUCAACAGUCAACCGUCUGUUAAUGGGGCACCUUCUUCUGAUCCAUUAGUUGGUUGGGGAAAGCCUGGUGGUUAUUGCUACCAAAAGGCAUACUUGGAAUGCUUCCUCCCCAAAGAAGCUACCCAGGCCUUCUUGGAAAUCAUAUUUUCAUACACCCCUAGAAUCAACUACCACGUUAUUAACCACGACGGCUCAUUCGAACAAACGAAUGGGGAGGAAACCACUCCAAUCGCUGUUACAUGGGGAGUGUUCCCCGGAGCAGAAAUAGCUCAACCUACCGUUGUAGAUCCAUUAUCCUUCCGUGCUUGGAAAGAUGAAGCAUAUGCUAUGUGGAUUAAGAACUGGGCUUCAUUAUAUGGAAAAGACUCUGCGUCAAAGGAUGUUAUUCAAUCAGUCCAUGAUAACUUCCACCUGCUCACUCUAGUAGACAAUGAAUUCAUGAAAGAUUCAGUCAUUUUCGAAAUACUAUCAGCUGUAAUAGAGAAAGUCAAGCAACAUUAA